Messenger RNA from Castor canadensis (American beaver), 1077 nucleotides. The record is from RefSeq and is a predicted model, not a curated record. NCBI's taxonomy places the organism in Eukaryota, Metazoa, Chordata, Mammalia, Rodentia, Castoridae.
GCCACCUCGGAGGCGGUGGCGAGCGCGGCCGGCCCCGGCUCCGCGUAAAGCUCCCCCGCCUGCCCAGCGGCGGCCCAGGCCCGAGCGGAGCUCGUCGCCCGCUUCCCGAACCCUAAGCGUCGACUCCCGGCCCCGGAGGCGCUGGAGCCCGAGCAGGAGGCGCCGCCUUCCCCGCGCCGCGCGCCCUCGCCGUUGUCUGCGCUCUGCUCUGGACCAGUUUGGGGAAGUUGCCGGGGCCCCGCGUCGCCCAGAUGUGCGACCUCAUUGAACCGCAGCCGGCCGAGAAGAUCGGCAAGAUGAAGAAGUUGCGGAGAACUUUGUCGGAGAGUUUCAGCCGCAUCGCUUUGAAGAAAGACGACACCACCUUUGAUGAGAUAUGUGUCACAAAGAUGUCUACACGGAACUGCCAGGGAAUGGACUCAGUGAUCAAACACCUGGACACAAUUCCUGAGGAUAAAAAAGUCAGGGUUCAGAGGACACAGAGCACUUUUGACCCAUUUGAGAAACCGACUAAUCAAGUAAAAAGGGUACAUUCGGAGAACAAUGCUUGCAUUAACUUUAAGUCCUCCUCAGCUGGCAAAGAGUCACCUAAAGUUAGGCGGCACUCCAGCCCAAGCUCGCCAACAAGUCCCAAAUUUGGAAAAGCUGACUCAUAUGAAAAACUGGAAAAGCUAGGAGAAGGAUCUUAUGCUACAGUAUACAAAGGGAAAAGCAAGGUAAACGGGAAAUUGGUAGCCCUGAAGGUGAUCAGGCUGCAAGAAGAAGAAGGUACACCUUUCACAGCCAUCAGGGAAGCUUCUCUAUUAAAAGGACUAAAACAUGCUAACAUAGUACUGCUUCAUGAUAUCAUCCAUACAAAGGAGACGCUGACACUUGUCUUUGAAUAUGUGCACACUGAUUUAUGUCAGUACAUGGACAAGCACCCUGGGGGGCUCCAUCCAGAUAAUGUGAAGUUGUUUUUAUUUCAGUUACUGCGAGGGCUGUCUUAUAUCCACCAGCGUUAUAUUUUGCACAGAGACCUGAAACCACAGAACCUCCUGAUCAGUGACACGGGGGAGUUGAAGCUGGCAGAUUUUG